AUGGACGAGCUUUUCGACGUCUUUGACGACCAGCCCAAGGCCGGCGCGGCCACGGGUGCGCCCCCGAAGCGUGUCAAAAAAGACAAAAAAGACAAAUUGAAGAAGCGUGCUGCUAAUGGCGAUGUCAAGCAAAACGGCGUUGCGGCAGAAGCCAUGGAGGAUGUGACCAUGUCGGAGGCACCUGGUGCCGAUAAUGCCUCUCCAGCGCCCACACCCGCGUCGCCUCCUGCCGAUAAGGACCAGCCUGAAACAAAGCGUCUUCGACUUGACGAAGCACCGCAACCCGUUGUCGCCGAUUCUUUUGAAACCGAACAAGAGCAAGAAAUCGCGGCCGCCGCCGGCCUCCAAGGCAGCCCAAAUGAGACCUCAAUUAAAGUGUCCCACCAAGUGCGCCAUCAAGUGGCGAUUCCACCAGAUUACCCUUACGUUCCUCUUUCGCAACACAAGCAGCCUGAGGAACCAGCGAAGACAUGGUCCUUCACACUCGAUCCAUUUCAGCAACUUGCGGUUAACGCCAUCCAGCGCGAGGAGAGUGUGUUGGUAUCGGCUCACACUAGUGCCGGAAAAACUGUUGUUGCAGAAUAUGCAAUUGCGCAAAGUCUGAAAAAGAACCAGCGUGUCAUUUACACCAGUCCGAUCAAGGCUCUGAGUAACCAGAAGUACCGCGAGUUCGCUGCUGAAUUUGGCGACGUCGGACUCAUGACGGGUGACGUUACCAUCAAUCCAACAGCCACAUGUCUCGUUAUGACGACUGAGAUCCUUCGCUCCAUGUUGUAUCGUGGAUCGGAAAUCAUGCGAGAAGUUGGAUGGGUCGUUUUCGAUGAGAUCCACUACAUGCGCGAUUUAAAUCGUGGUGUCGUUUGGGAAGAGACCAUCAUCCUACUUCCUGACAAGGUUCGAUAUGUCUUUCUCUCGGCCACAAUUCCCAAUGCCAUGCAAUUUGCCGAAUGGGUCGUCAAGAUGCACAACCAACCUUGUCACGUCGUCUACACAAAUUACCGUCCAACCCCACUCCAGCACUACUUCCAUCCGGCUGGUGCUGACGGUAUUCAUCUUGUCGUUGACGAGAACGGCGUCUUCCGCGAAGAGAAUUUCCAAAAGGCCAUGGGCUCUAUCGCAGACAAGAAGGGUGAGGAUCCCGCCAAUGCUUUGGCGAAGCGGAAGGGCAAAGGGAAAGACAAGUCCAUCAACAAGGGUGGGGAGAAAGAACUGUCUGACAUUUUCAAAAUUGUGAAAAUGAUCAUCAUGAAGAAGUUGAACCCAGUUAUUGUCUUCAGCUUCAGCAAGAGAGAGUGCGAAAGUGGCGCUUUGCAGUUGAAGAACCUGGCCUUCAAUGAUGAUUCGGAGAAGGAGAUGGUGCAAAAGGUUUUCGACAGUGCCAUGGAGAUGUUGUCGCCAGAGGACCGAAUGUUACCUCAGAUCAACAAUCUCUUGCCUUUGCUCCGCAGAGGUGUUGGUAUCCACCACUCCGGUCUUCUUCCUAUCCUCAAAGAGACUAUCGAGAUUCUCUUCCAAGAAGGUCUGAUUAAAGUACUGUUUGCCACGGAGACUUUCUCGAUUGGUUUGAACAUGCCUGCGAAAACUGUGGUCUUUACAAGUGUUCGCAAAUUCGACGGUACCAGCCAGCGAUGGGUCACUCCAUCAGAGUUUAUUCAGAUGUCAGGACGCGCCGGUCGUAGAGGUCUUGACGAUCGAGGCAUUGUCAUUAUGAUGGUUGGUGAAGAGAUGGACCCUGCGGUAGCCAAGGAGAUUGUGCGUGGUGAGCAAGACCGAUUGAACUCGGCCUUCCACCUGGGAUACAAUAUGAUUCUCAACCUCAUGAGAGUUGAAGGCAUUUCUCCCGAGUUCAUGCUUGAGAGGUGCUUCAAGCAAUUCCAAAAUACAGGCGACAUUGCUUCCUUGGAGGCAUCCCUUCGUGAGAUGGAGAUCAAGAAGACACAAAUGGUCAUCUCUGACGAGGGCACCAUCAGGGAAUAUUACGACCUCCGUACCCAGCUCGACACCUUUGCCGAUGACGUUCGUGCCGUUUUCACUCAUCCUGACCACUGCCGCCCAUAUCUGAAGCCCGGUCGCCUGGUUCAAAUCAAGUACCAGGGCCGCGAUUUCGGAUGGGGCGCCGUCGUCAAAACAUCCCAACGAAAACCGGGUAAUAAUUCCAAAGAGCCGAUCGAGCCGCAUAAGGAAUGGGUUGUCGACGUUCUCUUAAAGAUCGCAGAGGGACAAUCCGUUGCCACAAAGACUUUCCAAGACCUGCCCUCUGGCAUCCACCCAGCUCAACCUGGAGAAUCAAGCCGAUUUGAGGUGGUUCCCGUUGUACUUUCCUGCAUCCACAACAUCAGUUCCGCUGCCAUCUCCAUGCCCAAGGAAAUGAAGAGCACCAACUCCAGAAAGAGUGUGGGUGACCAUGUGGAUGAAGUUCUUCGUCGAUUCCCCGAUGGCUUACCUUCAAUCGAUCCCGUAGAGGACAUGAAAAUCAAGGACGAUUCGUUCAAAAAGCUGCUGCGAAAAAUCGAAGUUCUAGAAUCCCGCCUAUUGGGAAAUCCCCUCCACCAUUCCCCUCGACUGCCCGAAUUGUAUGACCAAUACGUGGCUAAAGUUAAUCUGACGAAUGAGAUCAAGUCGACCAAGAAGAAGAUUAGCGAGGCGAUGUCGAUCAUGCAAUUGGACGAGUUGAAGUGCCGCAAGCGUGUGCUUCGCCGGUUCGGCUUCAUCAACGAGGCGGAAGUUGUUCAGCCGAAGGCUCGUGUCGCAUGUGAGCUUAGCACUGGUGAUGAGCUGAUGCUUGCUGAGUUGCUUUUCAACGGCUUCUUCAACAAUCUUACCCCCGAGCAGGUGGCAGCUGUGAUCAGCGUCUUUGUAUUCGAGGAGAAAGUUAAGGAAGCUCCUCCGUUGACCAAAGACGAGCUUGCGAAGCCGCUCAAGGAGAUUCAGUCCCAAGCACGAAUCAUCGCCAAGGUAUCCCAGGAGUCAAAAAUGGCUGUCAACGAGGACGAAUACGUCCAGAGCUUCCACUGGGAGUUGAUGGAAGUCGUGUACGAUUGGGCACAUGGAAAGUCCUUCGCCGAGAUUUGCAAAAUGACGGACGUCUACGAAGGUAGUCUUAUCCGUGUCUUCCGCCGGCUGGAAGAGUGCCUGCGUCAGAUGGCGCAGGGUGCCAAGGUAAUGGGCAGUGAGGACCUGGAGAUCAAGUUCGAAGAGGCGCUGACCAAGGUCCGCCGUGACAUUGUGGCCGCUCAGUCCCUCUAUCUGUAG
Penicillium diatomitis is the source of this 3252-nucleotide messenger RNA. RefSeq names its product ATP-dependent RNA helicase MTR4. Lineage: Eukaryota; Fungi; Ascomycota; Eurotiomycetes; Eurotiales; Aspergillaceae. Gene Ontology annotation, cellular component: nucleus. Gene Ontology annotation, molecular function: RNA binding; ATP binding; RNA helicase activity. Gene Ontology annotation, biological process: RNA catabolic process; maturation of 5.8S rRNA. The transcript is spliced from 3 exons. The record is from RefSeq and is a predicted model, not a curated record. Bases 1 to 3252 code for a protein of 1083 amino acids.